AUGUCAUCUACUAAAGUACAAGAAGUUUCACGCAAGAGAUUAGGCUCCCCACAUUAUGAGACGGCAAGUUUCUCAGCUACCAAAAGGUCAAGAAAGCUGUUGUCCACAAGGGAAGAGAAAGACGAAAUUGAUCCAUUGUUCAGAACUAAAAAGCACAAAUCAAACAAGUCACUAGAAACGAAUGAGGUAGCUAUAAAAACAUCGGUGGAUACUGUAUCCCAAAUUUCAUUCAAUCAACGUCAUCAAUCGAUCCUAUCAAUCAUUCAUUUCAAACAACCAUUAAAACUACAAUCAGAAUAUCCCAUACCUGAAAUAUCUCCCUAUGAAAUACUAGUCCAAAAUAAAGCCAUUGGAUUAAACCCUAUUGAUUGGAAGGGCAAAAAAUACGGGUUUGGAAUCUACCAUUUCCCAUGGAUCAACGGACGCGAAUCAAGUGGAGAUGUGGUCAAAAUUGGCGCCAAAGUUGACACCAAAGCCAAUGACUUGUCAAUUGGAGAUAAAGUUAUUGUCAGUUCAACUAGUUAUAGAGAUAAUCGUACUUCGACAUUCCAACAAUUCACCGCGAUUGAUUCACGCCUAGUUUGGAAAUUACCACUGCAUUACACAUAUGAAGAUGGGGCCACUAUUGGAGUUGGGUUAGUUACUGCUGGUAUCUUGUUUUACAACUCAUUUGAUUUUAAAUUAACUCUGAAACCUAAGCAGCAUGCUGGAACAUUGUUGAUUUGGGGUGGAUCGACAAUUGUUGGGAUUUAUGUUGCUCAAUUGGCUAAAUUGCAUGGAUUGAAGGUGAUUUCGGUAGCUGGAACUAAGCAUGCUCAGUAUUUGAAUCUGUUGGGAGUAGAUCACGUUAUUGAUAGGUUUGCUACCGAUGAUGAAAUUGUGGCCAAAGUGGAAGAAUUAGCUCCCAGCGGGGUUAAUUAUGGUAUUGAUUGUGUGUCGAAAGAAACUGCAAUCAAAGUUUUGAACAUCCUUGACACAAAUAGCACUAAAUUGGAAACCACAACAGAACACACCAAAAACGAUUCCAAAAAAGACAAAAAGUCUUUAAGAGCUUCUCCAUUAUUUGCUGGUGUUGUUGGCGUACCAAAAGAGGAUCAGAUCCCUAAACUGGUGUCGUUGAAACCAGUAAUUAUCAAACGAUUUCACGAAGAUAUUGAAUUUGGCGCUAAAUUCAUUGCCAUUACGUCUUCGUUUCUUGCAAGUUCUCAAAUAAAACCAGCUAGGUAUAAGCAUUACAAUGGUGGACUUGAAAUUAUUGAAGAUGCAUUAAAUGAUUUAGAGAAGAUUGGUGCAAAUGGAGAAAAAUAUGUCGUUAGUAUUAAAGAUUGA
Messenger RNA from Lodderomyces orthopsilosis Co 90-125, 1329 nucleotides. RefSeq lists its product as uncharacterized. The record is from RefSeq and is a predicted model, not a curated record. Lineage: Eukaryota; Fungi; Ascomycota; Pichiomycetes; Serinales; Debaryomycetaceae. Gene Ontology annotation, molecular function: oxidoreductase activity, acting on NAD(P)H. The coding region runs from base 1 to 1329 and encodes 442 amino acids. The transcript has a single exon.